Messenger RNA from Haemonchus placei, 1305 nucleotides. NCBI's taxonomy places the organism in Eukaryota, Metazoa, Nematoda, Chromadorea, Rhabditida, Trichostrongylidae. The record is from the annotation of a GenBank genome assembly.
AUGUCACUCUGGGUAUUGAAUCUACUAUGCCUUCUUCGAAUACCAACAGUGGCAUCAUCAAAAAAUGUCGAAUCAAGUGACAGGUACGAUCUUGAUGACAUUCGGUUUUGGAACAGUAUUGGUAGAAGAAAUAUUGAGAAGAAAUUGCAGCUGAACCCUCAUCUUCUAAAAAGUGGGUUACGUAGAAUAAAAGUGACGAGCUCUCUUGACCGCCAUGUCACGGACUCAGCUGCUAGUGCUAUGGCUCUUUUUACAGGAAGAAAGGGCGUUGUUCGCAAUGCGGAGUAUGAUGAAGCUGAAGUGCACUGUGCAAGGGAUAUUGCUAAGCAGCUGCUCUCAUAUCCAGCCUCCGAGUUCAAGGUGCUAAUGGGUGGAGGAAGAAGGUGUCUAAUGAACAAAUCCCGAAAUGGAUCACGAGGGGACGGAAGAAACAUCGACCUUGAAUGGUUGCGUCUCGGUGGAAGCAGGAAGGUCUUGAGAACGCCAUCGGAUCUUAAUCAAAUUGAUGCGGCCAACGUUGACAAGCUGCUCGGUAAAAAUUCAAUACCUUUCAAGAUAAAGACUGAAAGAGCUGCUGAUGUUUUCACUUACGCAAGACCUUUCAAAAAGAAAGCUACAGGUAUCUUCUCGGAUUCCCACUUCCCCUAUUACCUGGAAGAGAGAUUGAGAAACAAGAAAACCGUGCCAAGACUCCACGAAAUGACAAAAAAAGCCAUUGAAGUGCUCCAAAAAGAUGAUCAGGGAUUCUUUUUAAUGGUGGAAGGAGGGCUGAUUGAUCAAGCUCAGCACGGAAAUAGCAUGCACGUGACGUUCUCGGAAAUGUACGAAUUCGAGAAAGCGAUUCGAGUGGCCCGUGAGAUGACCAAUCCGAAUGAAACACUGAUCAUUGUCACAGCUGAUCAUGGCCAUGCAUUCACACUUCCAGGAUAUCUUCAUGCCAAGCAGUCUCUUUUUGAAGAGAUUUCGGUUACAAAAGGCAAUUAUUUAGAGAGUUCAAGAGUAGUGCAUCGUGGGGGAAACACAGUCGAUAGAGUGGAAAAUUGGUUGCCGACCCUGUUCUUCGCUGUUGGACCGGGAUACAGAAAUGGUUUCAAGGAGCAUCCCAGCAGUUCUGAAAUAGGACGACCUUUCUACCGACAUCCAACACCAGUCCCAGCGCGAACUGGGUACCACGGAGGAGAGGACGUUGGAAUCUGGGCUGAUGGACCAUUCUCAGAGCAAGUAUUUUUGGUCCUAUUUGGACUUAUUUCAAUCAGAAUCUUUUGGAAAGCGAUCUACAUAGGAUUGGCACCUGACCAGAAUUGA